AUGUACAAUACAGCAUCAUCAAUCACACGGAUCCCACCCACAACACACACAAUCGUCAUCCCACCAAGAUCAGCUAUACCAACAGUUAGUGGAAACUCUACAGAAAAUCCACGUCAAUUUCUCAUUAGAGUUCAAGAAUAUACAGAAACAAUCAAUCAUUGGGAUAAUCAAUCCUUACUUAAUGGUAUUUCACAGUUUCUCCGACGCGCUGCUCUCGAAUGGUAUUGUCAAUUACGAAUAUCUCACCGUCGACCACAAACAUGGAUAGAAUUCACCAAUCUUUUCCUUAAUCAAUUCAAUUCUCCGGUACGACGUGCACGUCAAGAACAAUUAUGGAAAGAAUGCCGACAAGAGGAAAAUGAAACUAUUAACGAAUUUCUCGUACGACUUCAAGCUCUGUGGCAAGAACAAAAACCAAAUGAAAACGAGGAUGACCUCGUACGUCACCUAAUGUGUAAAAUGAAAAAUAGCUUGUUGUCAAUGAUUGGCAUAUCUCGAUGUGAAUCAUUGGACGGAAUUAUCAUGGAAGCACAAAAAAUAGAAGAAAUUCUUUAUCAACGAUCGAAACAACAUCGUGACACACAUAAGAAAGAACUAAUUGAACAGAUGAUAACUACGGAAAAUUAUAACUGUAAUGACCCAUGCGAAAUACAAGCAAUGUCGGCAUAUCAAUCAAGAAAACAGCCUAAUACAUAUAGACAACAGAAUCACGCAACAACAUAUAAUCAAAAUAAUCAACAAUCAAGUCAAUACAAACAUUUCUCGUCACGCCCGACGAGCAAUUAUCGAUAUAUGCAAUCAAAAAACGAAAUCGUAUGUUACGCAUGUGGAAUGAAAGGUCACUUAAAAAGAAAUUGUCCAGGCGCAUCACUAACACUCAUCAAUUCUCAAUUUUUUAAAAAAUUGCCAAUAUAUUAUCAACGACGGGCUCGUCCGCCUCCUCCUCAUAUUUGCCUUCAGCUAGUAGACAGAUCACACUUACAAGUAAAAAGCUCAUUGACACUUCCAAGCACUAUCUCGAAUUCCACCCGAAGACAUACUGUAUACGUUGUUCCACAACUCUGGCGAUCUUGUAUAAUAGGUAAUGAUCUCAUUCGAAAACAUAAUCUUCAAAUUGAUGGUGGUCGACAAUAUGCAUACUCUAAAAAAUACAAUCGAAAUAAGCCGCCGAGACAAACAGAAAAAGAAAAUAUACCCAACGAUGAAGAAUACACCCUUCUAUCAAUUGAGCGAAUCAAGCUGCCACCGUUUCAUGCAUAUCAUAUCCGAGUUAAACCAAACAAAAUGUUUAAAAGUUCAAACGAAACAAAUGACGAAGCAGAAUACGAGAUAACAUCAAUCAAAGAAACUCCACGGGUGGCAAACGGAAUUAUCACACCACAACAUGAUAUGAUUAUACAACUGGCAAACUUAACAGAAAGAAUGAUAAUGAUUCACACCAAUCAACCACUUGCAAAGAUGACGAGAUUAAAUCAGAAUCAAUUAAAUAUGAUACAAUACGGGCAAUCGAACACAGCAAACAUCUCAACCGAAUUGUCACCCGAAGAAACAACAAACCUUAUCAAUACAGACUUGAAUGAAGAUCAAAAAAUAAAACUAAAACAACUCAUUAAAAAAUUUCCAGCUGUUUUUAACGAACAAGCUGGGCGAACAACAAAAUUACAACAUCACAUUAAUCUUACACCUGGAUCUCAACCAUACAAUUCACCGCCGUACAGAUAUGCUCCGGCUCGUUGA
Molecule: messenger RNA, 1737 nt
Organism: Adineta ricciae
Lineage: Eukaryota; Metazoa; Rotifera; Eurotatoria; Adinetida; Adinetidae
Source: the annotation of a GenBank genome assembly